Messenger RNA from Prunus armeniaca (apricot), 930 nucleotides. NCBI's taxonomy places the organism in Eukaryota, Viridiplantae, Streptophyta, Magnoliopsida, Rosales, Rosaceae. The record is from the annotation of a GenBank genome assembly.
AUGGGAGAUUGGGUGACGCAGUGGAGGGUGGAGUUUUUGGGGAGGGAGUGGAACUUCGUGGACAUAGGCUCAGUGGUUGUGGUUUUGAGUCUGCAUUGCCUUACACUUUUGGCUCCAUUUCAUUUCAACUGGCCUGCAUUUUGGGCGGCUGUGGCUCUCUACUUUGUCACAGGUGUUAGUGUGAAUCUGUCUUACCAUAGGCAGCUUUCUCACCGGAGUUUUAAGCUUCCCAAAUGGCUUGAAUACUUGUUUGCCUAUUGCGCUGUUCUAUCAUUUCAGAGAAGUCCACUUGAAUGGGUGAGCAUACACCGAUCUCACCACCAAUUUACAGACACAUUGAAAGACCCUCAUAGUCCCGUUCGGGGAUUUUGGUAUAGUCACAUGGGUUGGAUCUUCGAUUAUCGUUCUCGAUUUGGAAGUUACGAAGCACGACUAAAGAACGUUGGAGAUUUGAAAAGGGAACCGUUCUAUAUAUUUCUUCACUAUACGUACCCCCUUCAUGCAAUUGGUUUUGGUGUUGUGCUGUAUGCUGUGGGAGGACUACCCUUUUUGGUUUGGGGACUGGGUGUGAGGUCGGUAGUUUUUCUCCACGCUACAUUUGGGAUCAAUUCUAUUUGCCACACAUGGGGACAAGUGGUGUGGGAUACUGGUGAUUUUUCCAGAAACAACUGGUUAAUUGGAUUGAUGGCACAUGGAGAAGGUUGGCACAAUAAUCACCAUGCUUUUGAACAAUCAGCUCGGCACGGCCUGGAAUGGUGGCAAGUUGAUGCUACUUGGUAUGUCAUAAGAUUUCUUGAAGCUAUUGGUUUGGCAACAGACGUAAAGCUCCCUACUGAGACUCAGAUGAAACGAAGAGCUUUAACCGUCAACUACAACAUCAGUGAGGAAAAGAUUGAGGCACAAGUGAUCAACAAUGGAAAGCUCGAAUAA